GAAAGAGGCGAAGAUCAAACGCUGUUUCGGAGUUCUCGAAGUUCUCCAUUAUCGCCAUUGACGAGAGGCUUCCCCAUUCUCUCCCUCAGCCAGAGCCAGAGCCAGAGGGUUUUCCCUUCCAGUACUCGAGAGUCCGAUAUUGAUGAUUACAUUGGCAUGGAGAGUUGUGUUGAUUUGAAAGAGAAUCAAACGGCGGCCGACACGAUGCCACCGCCGCCGCCGAUGAAAUUCUCCGAUAAGAGGGAGAAUAAAAUGUGGGGGGGAACGGGGAGGAAGGAGAGGGAGUAUCCUCCGCCGAUCCCAUUGCUGGUUCGCACCGAGAAUCUGGCUUCCCACAUGCCGUGGGUGUUGAAACGGCAUUACACCGGCGACGGGCGGCUGAUACUGACGGAGGAGAAAGUGAGGCACCACGAAUACUUCCGGGCCCACAGAUCCGACGGCCGUCUGAUGCUGCAGCUGGUGGCCCUCGACGACGGCGACGGCGAAUCCGGGCAAGAUCAGGAGGAUGAGGAUGAGGAUUUUGAGAAAGGGGGGAAAAUGAAAUGCUUAAAGAAUGGGAUUGUGAGGAGGCGCAGAGAUCCAGCGCUUAUGUUCGGAGUGGCAGUGCCUGCACUUUCUGCAGGGACCCUGAGGACCGUUCGAAGCUAAGAAAACAAUGAAAUAUUGUCAGCAUCAACAACAGCGAUAACAUUUUAGAACUUGAAACUAGAAACUAAUAAAAUUCGAGACCUGUUUGGGUUGGGGUUGGGUCUUUAGUUAGCCUUUUUAUUUCAUUUCUCCUAUAAAAUAUGAUAUGAUGAUAAUGAUAUAUCAUAUAUGAUUUGUCACUUUCUUUCUCUGUAGUCUGUAUUGUUAAAACACACUCUCCAUUGUGUUGUUUUAUUUAACGAUGAACGUUGCAUUCAUC
Molecule: messenger RNA, 907 nt
Organism: Momordica charantia (bitter melon)
Lineage: Eukaryota; Viridiplantae; Streptophyta; Magnoliopsida; Cucurbitales; Cucurbitaceae
Source: RefSeq, a predicted model, not a curated record